CGCUGACGGAGGCGGCAGUCACGGACUCGUCUAUCUCUGCGCCCCACGGAGGGAGGCCGUGAGGAGCCACGUUGCAGAGGACGGGCACUAUGAACGAAGAGGAGCAUUUUGUAAACAUCGAUUUGAAUGACGACAACGUUUGCAGUGUUUGUAAACUGGGAACCGACAAAGAAACGCUCUCCUUCUGUCACAUUUGUUUUGAGCUAAAUAUUGAGGGAGUACCAAAAUCUAAUCUAUUGCACACCAAGUCAUUAAGGGGCCAUAAAGACUGUUUUGAAAAAUACCAUUUAAUUGCAAAUCAAGAUUGUCCUCGAUCCAAGCUUUCCAAAAGUACUUAUGAAGGAGUUAAAACUAUUUUGAGUAAGAAGAUAAACUGGAUUGUACAGUAUGCACAAAAUAAAGAUCUGGACUCAGAUUCCGAGUGUUCUAAAAGCCCCCAGAAUCACCUGUUUAAUUUCAAGCAUAAGCCAGAUAAGAAAUUACUCCCACAGUUUGACUCUCAAGUACCAAAGUACUCUGCAAGAUGGAUAGAUGGAAGUACUGGUGGCAUCUCAAACUGUACACAAGGAGUUUUGGAGCAGAGAGAAAAUGCAGACUUUGGGCUUGCUAUGUUACAAGGUCCAGGUUCUACGCUAUGCCAUGACAGUGUUUUGUGGCCUCACAGUCACAGCCAGGCACAGAAAGAAGAGGCCGCCUUCUGCCCAGAAGCCGAUGUCCAGACUCAGACUCUGCAUUAUAGCAGAGAGGAAUUGAAUUCAAUGACGCUUGAUGAGGUAAAACAACUGAAUAUGAAGCUUCGACAGCAAAUCCAGGAAGUUUUUGAAGAGUUAACACAUCAAGUGCAAGAAAAAGAUUCUUUGAAAUCGCAGCUCCAUGUCCGUCAUAUUGCCAUUGAACAGCUUCUCAGGAACUGUUCCAAGUUACCAUGCCUGCAAGUAGGACGAGCAGGGAUGAGCAGCUGAACUAAAUUUACACGCACUUCGCAUGCUCUGUGCCCUUCCCUGGUCUGCUAAGCGUGCACACGCCAGAGUGUGAGGCAAGGUAUGGUCCAGUAUUUUAGGGUCAUAAAGCUUGCAGAGCAUAAGGCAGUAUUCAACAUCUUUGUCUAAUAAAGCAGAUCAUUAUACUCCGA
Molecule: messenger RNA, 1132 nt
Organism: Chinchilla lanigera (long-tailed chinchilla)
Lineage: Eukaryota; Metazoa; Chordata; Mammalia; Rodentia; Chinchillidae
Product: chromosome unknown open reading frame, human C21orf91
Exons: 5
Coding region: 90-962 (290 amino acids)
Source: RefSeq, a predicted model, not a curated record